Messenger RNA from Hibiscus syriacus, 860 nucleotides. RefSeq names its product AT-hook motif nuclear-localized protein 25-like. Gene Ontology annotation, biological process: vegetative to reproductive phase transition of meristem. Bases 54 to 860 code for a protein of 268 amino acids. Gene Ontology annotation, molecular function: minor groove of adenine-thymine-rich DNA binding; DNA-binding transcription factor activity. The record is from RefSeq and is a predicted model, not a curated record. NCBI's taxonomy places the organism in Eukaryota, Viridiplantae, Streptophyta, Magnoliopsida, Malvales, Malvaceae. The transcript has a single exon. Gene Ontology annotation, cellular component: nucleus.
GGUAUCAGAUCGAAAGUUCGAUAUUAGAAGUGUUUGAAAGUGGGAUUUUACCGAUGGAAUCGGGCACUGGUUCUCGUUAUGUUCAUCAGCUGCUCGGAAACUCACCGGAUAAGCAAGGAGCCGAUCAUCCUGACGCAGCAGCCACCACGAGUUCCGGAGGAGGAGGAGAAGGUAUGACUCCGGGAAGAAGGCCACGUGGACGUCCGGCGGGGUCGAAGAACAAGCCGAAGCCACCCAUAAUCGUUACUCGCGACAGUCCGAACUCACUGAGAUCCCACGUGCUCGAAAUCUUGUCCGGUUCCGACAUAGUUGAUUCGGUUUCGUAUUACGCGCGGCGGCGCGGUCGUGGAGUUUGUGUGCUCAGCGGAAAUGGUGCCGUCACGAAUGUUACUUUACGGCAACCGGGCGCUCCACCUGGAGGUGUCGUAACACUACAUGGUCGGUUCGAGAUUUUAUCUUUAACCGGGACUUCUCUUCCACCGCCAGCGCCGCCGGGAGCUGGUGGAUUGACGGUUUAUCUCGCAGGUGUUCAGGGUCAAGUAGUCGGAGGGAGCGUGGUGGCUCCGUUGACGGCUUCGGGUCCGGUUGUAUUAAUGGCUGCAUCGUUUGCGAAUGCUGUUUACGAUAGGUUACCGCUUGAAGAAGAAGACCCACAACAACAACAACAACCACCCGUAGCUUCACAAUCGUCUGGAUUGACUGGAAGUGGCGGAGGCAGUGGAAACGGUGAUGGCGCAACCGGAACCGGCGGCGGCGGCGUUCCUUUCUAUAAUUUGGGAUCAAACAUGGGAACUUAUCCUUUUCCAGGUGAUGUAUUUGGUAAUUGGAGUGGUAGUAAUGCAACAAGACCUUCCUUCUAA